This is a messenger RNA of Polychytrium aggregatum, 1380 nucleotides long. Its product is annotated as endoplasmic reticulum-based factor for assembly of V-ATPase-domain-containing protein. NCBI's taxonomy places the organism in Eukaryota, Fungi, Chytridiomycota, Chytridiomycetes, Polychytriales. Gene Ontology annotation, biological process: vacuolar proton-transporting V-type ATPase complex assembly. Gene Ontology annotation, cellular component: endomembrane system. Bases 254 to 973 code for a protein of 239 amino acids. The record is from RefSeq and is a predicted model, not a curated record. The transcript is spliced from 3 exons.
CGAGGAAUGGGUUGGCCGCGCACUUGAGCUCACUUCCUUGACCAGGGUCCUCUCCCAGCACCCGCCAGAGGACGCUACACGAUCAUCCAGCCAGAUCGCUCAAGCCCGCACGCCGACCACUCUCGAGCAGGACACAACAGAACACAACAGACCAGUCCAUUGAUAGUGCCCGGAAUCGUCCAUACGCCAAUUGCUCUGCAAUCCGAGCCACAGCCCCAUCGGAUCGCUCCAUUCACAUCCCCGAGCCCGUCCAAUGGUCGUCCUCAUUGCAACACCGGCCAUCUCGAGUGCCGUUAAUGAAGCCUACACCCGCCUCAACACAUCACCUUGUCAUGACCCUGCUCUGCUUGCCAGCAUUCUGGCUCUCGACCACCAGAACGAUCCAAGCUUUGCCAUUCCUCACGCGCUCCUCAACGAAAUCUCUCGGUUUUUGGGCCAAGCUGUUCCGGAGCGGCGGCAAGAAUAUCGAUUUCGCACUCUUCUGAAAGGCACGCGCUUCUAUAAGCCCCCUACUCCGGUUCGCGAGCGGAGUCCAGAGCUCACCGCUAUCCUGGAGAAGAUCAAGACCGAUCUCGACAACAAAGCCUACGCCGACAUGGUCCGUGAUGUCACCUCCGAUGCUGACAAGAGCAAGAUCCAAGGCGAGGAUGCUCGUGCUCUGCGGGAUGGCUUCAGACAGAUGGCGAGCAUCACCAACGUCCUGUUUUCGGUGGCCAGCGUCUUUGUUGCCAUCUACUUUGCCGCCAGCCAUGUCUCCAAUGAUCCUGGAAUGAAAACCCUGAUAGCUCUUGGCUUCAGCUUGAUUGUACUCCUUGCCGAGGGCUAUUUUUUCGCCAGGGACUGGCUCGUGGACAGCGAUAGCGAAGGCCCGCGGCUGUUUGGCCAGCCUGGCUCUGUUAGCCUGGACUCGGCGAAACAAUCGGAUGGCAGCUCGGCAAUCAGCAAGCCCGCCCGAGAGAAAAAGAACGAUUAGCACGUUCCAUGACGAGCGCUGGUUCUCACCGCGAGCCCAUUGCAUCUUGUCCAAAGCUGUCUGACAAACCGUGUGUAGUAUUGUCCCUCCGCGGAGUGAGGCGAAUCAUCGUAAGCGCUCAAGCGCAACUGCUCGAUAAUUUCUUCUGCAUCUAUCGUUUAUGCCGUUGUUGGCACCGGUCGCAAGUGGCAAGUUCCUGAGCAGCGUGGUUCAUGGAUACUCAGCGUCGAGCUCUCCCGCGAGUGAUGAUCAAAAUGCAUGCUGAAGCCUCGUUCCUGGUUGUGUUGACGGCACUUGAAAUAGCUACUACUGUCUCUGCACUUGUAAAACUCGGCGAAUGGUGGAGGAACAUAUCCUGGCAAUCCAGAAUGAUCCACGGCAAUACAGGAAGGCUCGGCUCAUGUGUG